This is a messenger RNA of Nematolebias whitei (Rio pearlfish), 1155 nucleotides long. RefSeq lists its product as uncharacterized. The coding region runs from base 16 to 1155 and encodes 379 amino acids. The transcript is spliced from 4 exons. NCBI's taxonomy places the organism in Eukaryota, Metazoa, Chordata, Actinopteri, Cyprinodontiformes, Rivulidae. The record is from RefSeq and is a predicted model, not a curated record.
AAGACAGCCGUGCAGAUGGGAUUGGAGCUGCUGCUGGCCCGGGUGCAGUGUUAUCACCUCCUGGAUCUACUGGUGGAGGAUCAGCUGGGCCCACAAGAAUGGUUGGAAGCUCUCCGUAGAAAAGAGCAGCCUGCGAAAUGGAUGGACCACACAGAAAAGAAAACCACAUCAGAAGAAAAAGACAAUGAGAAGAGGAGGGAUAAAGAAGAGGUUUCUGUGGAUUUGGAGAGCAGGGCUGCAUCAAAGCCCCAGCCGAAGCCUCGACGCUACCACCUCAACCUCAACAAUGAUGACCAGUCUGUUAUGGAGCUGCAGGAGACGUAUUCAGACCUGUCCUUCAGGGGUCGUCCUCUGGUGUCAGAGCAGCUUCCCAGGGUGCAUGGUGCCGCGAGCAGCAGAAAGGUAGCUGCAGUUUCAAAAACAGACAGCAUUAAGGGGAGUAAAGCUGCUGCUCCGACACUCCUCAGUCGAGACGAUUUAAGUAAAGCAGAUAAACCUGUCGAUGCCAGCAGUACAACAAGUGAGUCAACCGAUGAAAACAACGAAAGGACCACGGCUCCAUCAAACACCAGUACCUCUGAUGAAAAUAGAGUCCACGAGCUCAGUGGUCCUCAAGCUAUUUCCCUUUACAUCACCCAGAGAACUGGACCCAAAGAACCCAGGCUGAAGUAUGAGAAGACCUCCUCCACUGAGGAGUUCCCUGCCAGGACUCAACCACAGUUCGAGGGAGAAAAUAUGAGAGUGGCCAAACAACAAGAGUUUCAGUCCUUAAGCUCUGUUGAAGAGGAGCAGGAGCUGAGAGAACUGUCGGAGAAGAUGGGCCAUCUGUGUGUCCGAGAAAACAAAGUGGACGUAAAGAGAACCAAAGAAAACCCAAAGGGAGAGGAGAGGGAGGAACAAAGACAAAGGGAAAGAAAAAACUUUGAGAGAGGUGCAGUGAAGCCAAACGUCAGGUUGCAAGAGAUGGAGGGCGGUGAAGUCUUCAGUCAUGAGCCCAGUAGAUACACAGAGUCCUCUCAGCCUGACUGGAAACUGAGACGUGAGCAGAAACGGGUCUCGGCACCAACUGAGAGUUCAGCCAACUGUCCGAGCUAUAAAGGUCCAGAGAGGGAUCCAACAGGCCAGCCGGAGGAGAAACAAGUAACACUUUGUUAA